Molecule: messenger RNA, 1275 nt
Organism: Amaranthus tricolor (Joseph's coat)
Lineage: Eukaryota; Viridiplantae; Streptophyta; Magnoliopsida; Caryophyllales; Amaranthaceae
Exons: 2
Coding region: 1-1275 (424 amino acids)
Source: RefSeq, a predicted model, not a curated record
AUGAAGGCUCCUCCUGGUUUGUCCAAUCCAUCUGGCAAGGUCUGCUUACUACAAAAAUCUCUUUAUGGUCUUAAACAAGCUUCAAGACAAUGGUUUGCAAAACUCACUUCAGAAUUGAUUUCCCAAGGAUACACUCAGUCCAAAAAUGACUAUAGUUUGUUUCUUAAGACAGUGGGGUCUUUUAUCACUAUUGUGGCUGUUUAUGUUGAUGACAUUCUUAUCACAGGAAAUGAUUCUCAAGGUAUUUCUCAGCUAAAGUCUCAUCUUGAUCAUAUCUUUACAAUAAAAGACUUAGGAAAACUACAUUUCUUCUUGGGCAUUGAAGUUGGGUACACAAACUCUGGGAUAAGCCUCACUCAGACAAAAUUUACAAGAAAGCUUCUUUCCCAUUGUAAAAUUCAAGACCUCAAACUUGCUGUCACUCCCCUUCCUCAAAACCUCAAGCUUCAUCAAAUGGAAGAUGCAUUAUAUCAUGAUCCUACAUACCACAGAACAAUGGUGGGUAAAAUGAAUUUCUUAACUCAUACUAGGCCUGACUUGGCAUUUACAGUUCAACAUUUGAGCCAAUUCUUACAAGAGCCCAGAGAACCUCAUGUUGCAGCUCUUCACCAUGCUUUGAGAUAUAUAGCAGCUACUGUAGGGCAAGGCAUCCUUCUAAAUAGCUCUGGACAGCUUAUAUUGCAGGCUUUUAGUGAUUCAGAUUGGGCUGCCUGUCCCAACACCAGGCGAUCAGUUACUGGUUACGUGUUGAUGCUUGGAUGUUCUCCCAUAACUUGGAAAUCCAAGAAGCAAAGUACUGUUUCUAAAUCUUCCAGUGAGGCAGAAUACAGAGCUAUGUACUCUGCUGCAAGCGAAGUUGCAUGGAUGGUCAGGCUUCUCCAAGAACUUCAAGUACCCACCAUCAAACCAGUCGUGCUGCAUUGUGACAAUAUGAGUGCCAUUCACAUUGCUAGGAAACCCAUAUACCAUGAAAGGACAAAGCACAUUGAAAUCGAUUGCCAUUUCACAAGGGAGAAAGUUUUAGAAGGUCUCAUUCAACUCACUUAUCUUCCAACCUCAUCUCAACUUGCUGAUCUGGUUUCUCUGUUCUUUUUAAUGGCUUUUGCUUGGAUUAAACACCCUACUGAAGCAAAAAUAAUAGGAUACUUCUACGUUGUCCAAAUCAUCAAGCAAUUCCACCUUGCACUCCCAUGGAAUUCACAGAUCGAAAGUUCCUUACAUCACUUGUUCGAGGACAAUUCCCCGUCACAGGAUACACUAGAGAUGAAUCUCUAG